Messenger RNA from Lentinula edodes (shiitake mushroom), 1203 nucleotides. RefSeq lists its product as uncharacterized. The record is from RefSeq and is a predicted model, not a curated record. The coding region runs from base 325 to 1203 and encodes 292 amino acids. NCBI's taxonomy places the organism in Eukaryota, Fungi, Basidiomycota, Agaricomycetes, Agaricales, Omphalotaceae. The transcript has 10 exons.
AUCUGAUUAGUAACCAAGCAAAAUCAAUCAAAUCAAUCAUCCUUGUAAACGCCGAUCAACAAAGCCUCGAGAUGGACCGUGGCAUUAUAACUAUAAGUAACACAGUAUAAGGCUAGCAGAAUGCAACUCCAGGUCACUCUUUCUCUUUUUCUCUUCUUUCAGCUACUAUGGCAGGAGGCUUGACGUCUCUUCUAGGUACAGGCAAGAUUCUGCUCAGAGUUGCAUGAUAGAGAUAUUAACAUAGAUUAACAUCUCGUCAAAGGUUUUGAGGGCCGUGAUAAUACAGCGGCAGUAGAGACCAACACAAUCAUUGUUUUCGACAUCAUGAAUGUAGUGGGUCUCUUGAUGACCACCCUCGUUCUUUUACCCGCCCUCUUGUCCCCAAUGGUAUCUAGAACUUCUACUUGGAUGGCCUUGAUGGCCUCCAGCAUUUUUUACUCUUCUUCUUACCUGCUACUUCUUCCAAUCGGUCAACGCUCUGUUGCUCAACCUGGAUAUGGGAUCUGCCUCUUCCAGGCUUCUUUGGUUUAUGGGGCACCAGUCUUAGUCUCAUUUGCAGGCUGGGCUUAUGUACUGCAGCUAUACUUUGGACUAGCUAUGAACAUAUCAACGAACAAGAUGUACCUAUUGCGAAUCAACAUCAUGCUCCUCGUAACUCCUGUGGUCAUGGCCUGCAUCAUGUUCAUCGUGUCUCUGGCUGUUGGGGCCCAGUCUCCAAAUACAGUCACAAUUGAUUCUACACGUCGUUAUUGCCAUAUAACAAGUCAUGUCCCACGUACCACAGCCGCAAUCCUGAUUGGUCUAGGUACUGCAGGAAUGAUGGUGUUCGAAGUAUUGCUCUCGAUGCAUCUUUCCCGCAACUGGGUAACACUCAAAAAGGUGACUGACGGCGAAAUCUCUAUUUUCGCAUGGUACAAGUUUGGGCGGAUCAUUAUCUUUACAAUCUUCCCUUUCGGAGCUUUCGCACUCAACAUUGGUGGGCUUUUCAGCAGUGGGACGACAAAUGAUAAAUGGAACAUACUAUUACCAAUCAUACCUCUAGGAGCUGCUAUAAUUUUUGGCUCGCGCACAGAUAUCAUCUAUGCGUGGAAAAUGUCGUACAAAGCAGAAGCCACUUGGAAUAUCUAUGAGGAUCCAAAGCCGGUGUGCUGCAGCUGUCCACACUGUGGGGAGGAGUUCGAUACCAUACCUGGCAGUGCGUGA